Molecule: messenger RNA, 6178 nt
Organism: Rhopilema esculentum
Lineage: Eukaryota; Metazoa; Cnidaria; Scyphozoa; Rhizostomeae; Rhizostomatidae
Source: RefSeq, a predicted model, not a curated record
AUCUUCAAAGAACAAUCAGUUCAGCAUGGAACUGAAAAAUGGGAUGUCGCAAUAAUGAGAGGUUUUGGAAACACUGGAUCACACUUUGCCAUAGCCAUACUAGAUAAGGAAAACAAUGAAUUAGCAUAUGGAGAUUCACUCGGAUGGUCUUCACAUUCACAACAUGGUCAUUGAUGCUCCACGAGGUGCUCGUUGCAUUUCUCACUCCAGAAAGAUGGUAAUAUUUGUGGCGUGGUGGCAGCUGAGAAUUUUUCCAGUUUGUCUUCAGCUGUAAAAGGAAACAAGAAGAUACAGAAUCAAGGCUGUUCUUUUCUAAUCCAACAAAGUAUGACAAGUACCUCCACCAGGUUUUGGCAGCAUGGCUUGCAGAGGACUAUGUUUCGAUGAAAUAUCUUGUUUCAUCAGAUGUUUUGACGGGCAAAUUGCCCUACAUCCCAAUGGAUACAAUGGAAGAACAGGAAGAGCAGAGUGACAUCAUUCUGGUUGAAUUUGACGCCCAAACUGCUUCUUUGGACACAGGACUUCAAGGAAUUCCUCAUGCAUCAACAGAAACGAGUAACCAAUUGUCUUUCCUACCAAUGGCGAAUGAUCUACCUGCAGCUGCAAUUAAGUAAAGUCUACCUGCGAGAAAAAAGAACAAUCAAAAAGUGUAAAUUCCCAAGCCAAAAUAGAAUGUACACAUUGCAUGUUUUCAACAAACAAGCGGGGUAACCUUAAAAGACGUGUACAGGAAACAUGGAGAAGAAGCAGUCAGAUCGGUUGAGAAUGGUGCCUGCCUUUGCUUAGAGUGUGGACAUAGAUAUUUUCUGAUAAAAGAUCUUCGUACACAUCUAACAGAAAAACAUGACUACAUUUUCAGAAUAACAAUGAAAGAGUUCCAGUCACUCAAAGGUAAGAAAGUAUUCACUUUUCUGCUAUUUUCUGGUUGUGUAUUUUUGAAUUCUACCUUUUCUGUUUAAUUUUUAUUGAUAAUCUUUGUUUGGUACACAGCUCAAAUCCUAAGUCGGUGCUAUUCAAGAAUGUCUAUGCUUUUACCUUUAAUCCAUUUCAACUGAGGAUAACUGAUAGGUAAUAUUUCAUUAUAGAACAGCAUUAAUGUAUUGACUCAAUUCUUUCAGCAAAGUUGUACUGUAGAAGUGUGUAGAAUGAUAUUUUUAUGAUCUACUUUUUACCUAAAAAUUCCAUGAGUGGAUAGCCGAAAAAAAAGAAGAGGAACAAACAUCGUUCAGAGCAUACGGACGUGGAAAGAACAAGCUAGGCCAGACGGUCGAAUACUUCCAGUGUAAUCGUUCUGGAGUUUUCAAAUCCCGAGUCGACAAGGAGAAGAGGCACAGACAUUCAAAGGCAGGAGGUUCUUGUAGAAUGGACAGAAACUGCACCUGUACGAUGAGAGUUACUGAAGAUCCAUCAAAACGCAAAUUUGUUAAGUUCUGCCUAUCCCACUAUGGUCAUCAGAGAUCUUUGCAGUACCUUUGGCUGUCAAAGAAAGAGAAAGAAGAAAUCGCAGCAAAAUUGAAGCAAGGAGUUUCGAAAGAAAAGGUGUUGGAUGCGGGAAAACAUCAGUGCAAUUUUUUCUAGGGAUCAUUUAAUCGACAAACAGGAUUUGGCAAAUAUUAGAAGAGCAUUUGGAAUCGAUGAAGUGGAGCGGCAUCCAAACGACAUGACGAGUGUAUUAUCUUGGAUACAAGAAUGGCAGAGCAGUGAUAAAAACCCCAUCCUCUAUUAUAAAUUGCAAGGUGAUGCUGAUCCACAAGGAAAUCUAGCAGAAGAAGAUUUUGCAAUAGUCAUUCAAACGGAAUUCCAACAACAUCAAAUGAGGAAGUUUGCAGGCAAAGGAAUAUGUUGCCACUGAACUCACGGGACAACUGGUUACGAUUUCAAGCUAACAUCACUAUUAAUUGUUGAUGAAUAUGGCGAGGAAUUUCCAGUUGCUUGGUGCCUUUCAAACCGAGAAGACUUCUGUACCAUGAAGAUGUUCUGCGAGCAAGUUAAACAGAAGACAGGCAAUUUGGCUCCUACCUGGUUCAUGUCUGACAUAGCACCCCAGUUUUGUAAAGCAUUUAGCACAGUUUAUCAGUGCACACCUCGGCAACUGUAUUGCACUUGGCAUGUUGAUAAAACGUGGCAAGAGCAACUUCGUAGCAAAAUAAAAGAUUUUGAGAUUGAGUCUCAAGUUUAUACACAACUCAGGAUUGUGCUGGAGCAAACAGAUGAAAGAAGAUUCCACAACUACCUCUCUCUUCUCUGUGAACGCCUGCACAAUUCAAGUGCAACAAAGGAAUUUGGAGACUAUUUUGAUAGCCAUUUGGUAAGUUAUGCCAGUCGUUGGGACUACUCCUUUUGCUGUGGCCUUGGAAUCAACACCAACAUGUUUUGUGAGGCUUUUCACAGGGUAUUCAAAUAUAACUAUCUUAAAGGAAAACAAAACAGAAGAGUUGAUAAAUGCCUUGUAAACCUAAUGAAAUACAGCAGAGACAAGAAUUUUGAAAGAAUCAUAAAGCUGUCUAAGGGAAAGGUGACACAGCGACUAAAAAUGAUCCAGGAAUGUCAUCAAACAAGUCUCCACCUUAGCUUUGCAAACAUAACAACAGAUUCUGAUACCGAGUGGCAUGUCAGUUCUGAAACUGAAGGGCGAACAUACGAUGUCAGACUUACAGACCAGGUAUUAUACUUACCUUCAAAUUUGAAGUUUUUGAUCACUUCUUAAUUUUGAACUGUUAAUUUUGAACUUUGUAAAUUUGAACCUUUUAAUUUUGAAUUUUACUUUAAAAUGAAAAUUUUUUGCUAGGCUAUUGCAAAAUUGUUAAGUUUGUGUUAAAAAUUUGCAAUUACAUUUCUAUCUAGUAGUUAGAAAAGAGGGCUCAGGGGAAGACUAGUUGUUAGAUUACCCUGGUUCAUCCUCUAAAAAUAAAGUUUUUCGAUCUAUUUAUCUACCUAUCUAUCUAUCUAUCUACCCAGGUAUGUUCAGAUUCCACAUGUGCACUUCAGUGUGUUGAGUGUAAAGUAUGCGUCCACACAUACUCAUGUACAUGCAUUGAUUUUCUGCUUUAUUGCACAAUAUGCAAGCAUAUCGAUUUAGUACAACGCCAGAGGCAACGUCUGGGAACAACAAGCCAAUCAGAGGAAGCAUUGGAAAGCAUAACAGCAGCCAAAUAUGCAGAUGAUGUUGAAGAAUUGACGGAGCUGACUCAAAUGUUUCAAAAACAGUUAUGGGUCCACUACGGAAAGAGCCAAAGACUUGCUAGAUUCAAUAAUUGGAACUGUUGAGGAUAGUGACUAUAGACAUACAGAGGCCAUCCAGCAUCUGAUAAGGUGUGGAAUUGCACUUAAAAAGACCAUUAUUUCCAUGAAGAAAGUAUCCAAUGUGGUGCAGCUUGAGCCAAAAAUCAAAGCAAACAACAAAAAUAUUGAGAAGCGACAAAAAUUCUUUGCAACAACGAAGAGGAGAAAAAAGGGAAACUUCCGCUUUGCAAAACCCAUUGAUGAUGAUAAAGAAAAGUUUGAGACAAACGAGGAAUUCACAGUGGCAAUUUCAGAAAAAAAUGAUGACAAGAGCACUGCACAGCAGAACAAUAGGACUGACACCAUAAAAGUUUCAAAGAGUUCUUUAGAAGCUGGGAGUCAGAAACAUCACACUGGCUGGAAAAUCAAUUGAUAGGAAAAUUGAUGUUGGUGAUAUUGUGUCAACUGAUGAUUUUCCGGACCCGUCACUUGUCAACUUCAACAUUGAAUCUAUAAGGCCGAUGUUUACUGAGGAGGCAUGGGAAAAGGUGGAAAUGAUGUGUGAAAAACUGAAUAAAGAAUGGACAUGUUCUGUCUGCAACACGCCACAGUACGCUUAAAUGUUUAUGUGUGAUCUCUGUAUGAAGCAUGGUAUCAUUGGGAAGAUGGCAACGGCUGAUGCUAAAAGUCGAGACUUUGGUAUGGACUUCAAUGAUUUUCUGGAGUGGAACCAAGAAAGGCUGAAAAAUUUUUUAAAAGUGCGGGGCAAGUCAACAACUGGCAAUAAAAAGGAUUUGGCUGCAAGAGCAUUAGUUGCAUUUGAAAAUGGUGAGCCUGUUACACAAAGUGCAGAAGAUAGCGCACAGAAGUUGGAAAAAGAGUACAACGAGUUACUAGAGAAGUCUACCAUACAAGACCCACUGAAAAUUCCAAACCAUUUAUGGUCCACUGAUGUAAAAAAAUGGCCUAAUCUAAAUCUUGGGCAAAUUUUUCAAUAUGUUAUUGACAAUAAAGCCUUCGAAGGCAACUAUAUUGGCCAAUACAAAGCACGAAAGGCCUAUUCAUAUUUCCAGAGUGGACACGUGCAGCAAAUAUAUCAAUAUAUGAUAAAUGAUGAACAAAUGUUCUUCAAGGCAUGUGUUGUCCCAUCAAUGAGGGUGAAUGAGAGACCAAGAGAAGGCUGGAUUCUCUUUUCAAAACACAAUGGUGUUUUAACAGCCCACUGUACGUGCAUAGCUGGUUGCUCUAAAUCUUGCAACCAUAUUAUAUCCAUUCUGUAUAAGGUGAAUUUUGCAUGCGAGCAUGGCUUAAACAGUCCAUCGUGCACUGAAGUAGCAUGUAAAUUUAAUGAUAAAACGAGGUAUGAUAUUGAGCCAAAGAAGGUUGUUGAUCUACCAAUAGUCAAACAUGACAUAAUGAACAAGGAUCCAAAAUAUCAAAUAAUGAAUCAAGAGAAGUCAAAUUUUGAUCCACGUCUUCGUCAUCAAACCAUAGAAGAGUCUGACAGUGCAGUUAGAAUUCAAACAUUUUUAGAAAAAAUUCGAAAAUGUGCACCAAAUGCUGCAGUUUUGCUGAACUUUCCAGUUGAUGAAGAAAAUGACUGCCCUCCACCAAUCACUGAAAUUGCAGAGCAAGUUAAAUCAACAGCCGGUCUGUCAGAAGUUGCCAUGCUAGAAGACUUUAUGAAUAAGAUCUCAUUCAGGGAUAGUCAGUUAGGUGAACUUGAAAAGCUCACAAAGGGGCAAGCAGAUAACAAAAUGUGGACAGUUCAAAGAACAGGACGAAUUACUGCUUCAAACUUUCAUGAUGUGAAGACCAAGAUGAAAGAAAUACUUGCAUCAAGAAGCUCUGUUAAGCCAGCUACAACUCCUCUUUUGGUAAAACUGACUCAAGCCACAAAAAUUGACAACAUUGAUGCGAUAAAAUGGGGGAAGCAAAAUGAGAACAAUGCCAGAGAGGCAUUUUUCCAAGCCAUUGCAGCAGAGCACAAAUCCCCAAAGUUAAGAAUGUGUGGACUCAAAGCUUUUAAGAGUGCACCUUUCCUUGCUGCCAGUGCUGACAACAUAUUUUCUUGUGCCUGUUGUGAAGUGGCAUGUGUGGAGUACAAAUGUCCAUAUUCUAUAAGAAACUACUGCGUUAGUGAUAAGUGGCAAGAUCUACCAUACUUGAAGCAAGAGGCUGUAAUUUUGCACUUAAACAAGAGUCAUAAGUACUACACUCAGGUACAAGGUCAGAUGGCUGCAAAUGAUUGCAAACAUUCAUAUUUUGUUGUAUUUACAACAGUUGGCAGACCCCUUGUACUCAAUGUGGUAUUUGAUCCUAGUUUCUGGAAUUUACUCUACCCAGACCUUGUUUUGUUUUUCAAACUUUAUGUUGCAAAGGUUUUGCUGGGGAUUAGAGAAAUUAAGUUUUGUGCUGUAUGUCAUAAACACAUUCUUGAGCAAAAUGAGAUUGCUCAAAGUGGUUGCCAGAGCAAUGAUCAGGUACACUGCAGCAAAAGUUCCUUGACAUUUCACAAAAGCUGCUGUAAAAAUUACAGUCUGAUGUCCUUUUGGGUUUGUGACGACUGUGGUGUUUAAAGAAACAGGCAAAGAGAACACUCAGUGUUAGAAGAAACAAUUAAAAAACCUAAUGACACAAAAUGAUUAUUAAUUAUUUGAUAUGAUAAUGUUAAGUGAAGCAUUAAAAAAGUCAAACAUUCUUUUGUCUUAAACCUUCACAGAAACCCUUUGACCAUGAACUGUGAUAGAAUGAUUGUAUUUAUAAAUAAUAAACUUUUCACAAAUGCAAUGAAUAACUUUUUCAAUGAAUUUCAAGUGGUCUUAAUGGCACUCAAAUGCACUUAGAAUAUCAACAAAACCAAAAACAAACAAUUAAUAUUCAUGGGCACAUUACUCCUUUAAAAAUUCAAAACUCAAAAUUAUAAUUUUGCUUUUAAAAAAGGAAGUAUGGGAAG